AGAAACGAAAAGAGGAAUCCUCUUGUGAGGUAUGCAUGGACGGGUUUUGGGGAUACUCAUAUAUAUGUCAUGAAUGCAAUCUCUACUUCCAUUUGGACUGCGUCAAUCUUUCAAAAGAGAUGGAAAAGGGGGGCCUUAUGUAUGUCUUCAGUGUGCUUUUCUCACCCAUGGAGAGUGUAUCGACUUACCUCGUAUUAUCAGCAUCAAUCGCCAUGAGCAUCGCAUUUCUUUCACUCCUCAUCUCGGUGUUGGAUACUCGAAAUGUGGAGUUUGUCGCAAAAGUUUAAAUCAGUACCGUGGAGCUUAUUCUUGCUCUGUUUGUCCAAAAUAUGCAACUCAUUGUAAAUGUGCGUUAAGGAGUGACUUAUGGGAUCGUGUAGACUUGGAAGGUAUCCCAAAUCAUGAUGCCGAAUAUAUUGCACCAUUCAAAGUAGUGGGUGAUGACUUGAUAAUUCAUUUUAGUCAUGAAAAACAUCCUUUAAAAUUCUACAAGAAGAACAAGAUCCUUUAUGACAAGUGGCUACAAUGUGAAGCAUGUAUGUAUCCACUUGUAUUUGAAUCCAGCUAUGGUUGUAAGGAAUGUAGAUUUUUUCUUCAUGAUAAAUGUGCGAAUCUCCCUACGAAGAAAAAAACUGCCUUCUCUCGCAAACUACACUCGUUGGUAGUUACUAACGAAGUUGUAACCGCAUGCGCAGAGUGUAGUGUAUUAUUUGAUGGUUUCAAUUACACAUUUCAAGGUGAUUGGAGAAUAGAUGUACAUUGCGGUUCUCUCUGUGAGCCGUUUAUCCAUGAUGGCCAUUUACAUCGCCUAUAUUUUUAUCAAAGAUGGGGUUCAAGUUGUGUUGCAUGUGAGGACAUCAUUAGAUAUGGCCGCUAUAUGAUGUGUUGUGAUGCUUGUGGCUUUGAUUUAUGUUUGUAUUGUGCUAGUUUGCCUACAAAGAUGUGGCACAAGAAAGAUGAUCACCCUAUCACUUUACAUUGCGGUGUAAAGCUGAGCGAAAAAAGUUGUUGCGAAAUUUGUGAGAGGGAGUUAGAUCAAUGUAAAUGGUUCUACACAUGCUUUGAUUGCGGAGUCACAUUUCAUACACGGUGUGUACUUGGAGAUUUCUCGCGCCUCAAGCCAGAAAAGCUCAUUUUCUAUAACCGGAAAAGAUUUGAAGUGGUUCGUAAUAAUAACAGCACUAGGCCAUUAUGCAGCCAGUGUCACUCUAGAUGCAAGGUCUCCGUCGUCCUAAAGGCUUGUGAUGGGAAUAAUGGAUACAUCUGUUCACGUUCAUGUUUACUUUUAUACACCAAUAUAUAUAUAUAUGUAUAG
Brassica oleracea var. oleracea is the source of this 1315-nucleotide messenger RNA. RefSeq lists its product as uncharacterized. The transcript has 2 exons. Bases 74 to 1315 code for a protein of 413 amino acids. The record is from RefSeq and is a predicted model, not a curated record. NCBI's taxonomy places the organism in Eukaryota, Viridiplantae, Streptophyta, Magnoliopsida, Brassicales, Brassicaceae.